This is a messenger RNA of Nematocida parisii ERTm1, 1210 nucleotides long. RefSeq lists its product as uncharacterized. The coding region runs from base 1 to 801 and encodes 266 amino acids. The record is from RefSeq and is a predicted model, not a curated record. The transcript has a single exon. Lineage: Eukaryota; Fungi; Microsporidia.
AUGAGCAUCACAGAAGUAGUCACUCAAACAGACAUUGGAAUAUUCAGUAAUAGUAUACCAAGUGUAUUCACAAACAGUGCAAUAAUUGGUGUAGCAGCAGCCAGUCUUGGUGUAGUGUUUAAUGUCGCUAUGUUAUGGCUGGAUAUACUCCAGAAGGGGAAUAACCCGAAUAUUUCAUCAGUUAAUGAAGCAGUCCGCAAUUUUUAUAAAAAUUUAAAUUUGUCUUCAAUUGACUUGGUAAGAAAUAAUUCACUCAUGAAAAAUGUAGAAAUUGGGACUAUUUUUAUUUUAUUUUUUACAGUGCUACAUUUACUUAUUACACAUUGUGUAAUAAAUACUGUACUCCUAUCAGGAGAAGCAGUAAAUAGUGCAGUAAGUACAGUAGGACUAGAGAAAGCCUUUAAUUACCCAAAUGAGUCAAUCCCACACGGAUUUAUAAGAGAAGAUUCACUUGGUCAUAAUAAUCAGUAUAAUGUAUCAAUUAAGCCCACAGGAGCACUUAAAAGCAUCUUUUCAUACGGGAGGUAUGAAAUAUUCAUGGCUGGGUUAAGGUCCUGCUGCUUAAUCACAUUCGGGUUUAUUUCUGUAUGGCUGGGUUCUGUUGUAGUAGGGUAUAUACUACCAGAUAUUACGCAUAGUAUGAUAAGUCCUGUACUUACAGGUAUAAAAUCAUGGGUAUUAUUAGGGUUGACCGGGUUACAGGUAAAUCAAAAAUUUUCAUUAAUUAAUUCAGUUAUUUAUGGAUUUAUGGAUUGGAUGACCGUUAUUUUUUUAUUUUUAAAGUAUUUUUUACUGAUAUAAAAAUUUUAAUUAAUGUAAUAUUAUCAUUAAUUACUGCACUCUGUGUGAUUCCUACGUUUUAUUCCCUUAUCAGGGUACGGCGCAUUAAAGCCAUAAGGAAAUCAUCAGAGUCCAUUAUUUAUACAGCUAAAGUACUAUUAUCUGUUGUACUUGGUAUAUGUACAUUACUUAUUAUGCUAUACCCUAUAAGAAUUGUUAUACUUAUGUAUCCCAGUGUACAGGAUAUAUUAAAGUAUCCAUUAAGUAUUAUUCUGUAUACGGUGGAUAUCGUAUUAGACAGGAUGGGUGUAAUAAGUGAAUGUAUACAGCCAGUACAGGAAGUAAAUAUAAGUGAGCUAAUAGCAUAAAGUAAUACUUAUUACACAUAGUAUAAUAAGUAAUAAAAUAAAAAUAAAAAUUAAUAUAUGUG